ACCCAAGUCUCUAUGCCAACAAAAACACAUGAACUGCUUCAUCGAAUGAGUGGAAAAGGUUUAGCAGCUCAUUAUCGCUUCUCAAGACAGCCAGGCAUUUUUGGUGAUCGUAUGGUAUCUGUGCAAGUGACAGUAACAAAUACAACUGAUCACAAGAUAGAGAAUAUUCACAUCGAAGAGAAGAAAUUACCUCCAGGCAUGAGGAUGCAUGAGUUUAGUCCAAUAGAAUGCCUUGAGCCUGCAGGAUCUGUUACCGUUUCAGUGGGUAUUGACUUCUGUGAUUCUACUCAGAUGGCCAGUUUCCAGUUAUGCACAAAGGAUGAUUGUUUCAAUGUUAGCAUUCAGCCCCCUGUUGGAGAACUGCUUUUGCCUGUCACUAUGUCAGAGAAAGACUUUAAGAAGGAGCAAGGGAUGCUGACAGGAAUGAAUGAGACAUCUACUACAAUAGCUGUUGCUCCACAGAACUCUACUAGACUUGUAAUAAUUGAGAAGCUAGUGAAGGCAGCAAACCUGGGUGUUGUCCCUUCUGGUCAAGAUAACAUACACAGGUUUGCCGCUAAGACUGUGCACAGUGGGUCGCUGAUGCUAGUCACAGUGGAGCUGAAGGAGAGCUCUACAGCACAGCUCGUCAUAAACACUGAGAAAACUGUGAUUGGUUCUGUUCUGCUGCGGGAGCUGAAGCCUGUCCUGUCCCAGGGGUAACCUGCUUACAUCUGGACUUCAGAAUCUGGCACACAACAAAAGUGCCUGGCAUCCACUACUGCUGCCUUUCAUUUAUAAUAAUAGCCCUUCCAUCUGGCAGUGGGGGAAGAAUACACUCUUGACAUUCUUGUCUUCUGCUUUAGAAUGCUAGUGUGUAUCUAUCAUGUAUGCAAGUCCUUUCCUUUUUUUCUGCUUGCUAACCAAAGAACAUAUAUUUUACUGUCAGUUAUCUGCGCUUUAAAAUGUUUCCUAUUUGUUCUACCUUAGUCCUUCCCUGUCUGCUCCCUGCUCCCUUCCUCCAUUACCUUUCUUCCCUAAUAGUUUUCCCUAUUUUAGUGGACAAAUACUAGAUAAUAAAGUUCAAGGGAAAUCACACUCCUUGAAAACUGAGUUAAAAUGGCAGGUAGGUUCCAGCAACAUAAAAAGCAACUACGUGGUUCGGAGAGGUUUUUUGUGUAAGUGUAAAAAUACAAUAGGUACAGC
This is a messenger RNA of Nestor notabilis (Kea), 1185 nucleotides long. RefSeq names its product AP-3 complex subunit beta-1-like. The record is from RefSeq and is a predicted model, not a curated record. Bases 13 to 702 code for a protein of 229 amino acids. NCBI's taxonomy places the organism in Eukaryota, Metazoa, Chordata, Aves, Psittaciformes, Psittacidae. The transcript is spliced from 5 exons.